AUGGUCAUAAAGACAGACGGCCGCUCCAUUUCAGGUCACAUCUCUGACGAAGAAUACGUUGAAAAUGUUUCAAUUAGAAAUUACAUUAUAAUCAAGGAGCUAGGAACGGGGAGUACCGCAAAGGUAGUUCUAGCCUUUGAUAAAAAUAGUGGAAGAAGAGCUGCAAUCAAGAUCGUAAAAAGAAAACAAAAGGAGGAAAGCCCUGCACCAGAAGGUCAAGGAUUUGAGCUAAAGACGCAAAAUCCAACAGAUAUUGCAAAUGAAGGCUUCAACGAUGAGAGAAUUUACAGAGAAGUGGUUAUUUCUGUUCUUUUGGACCAUCCUCAUAUUAUAAAAUUGCUAGAUUUUCUAUAUUCAGAUUCGUACUUUUUCCUUGUCUUUGAGUAUGUUAAGGGCAAUCAACUGUACGACAUAAUACUGAAGGAAACUAGGAUCUCUGAGGAACGGGCAAGAAAAUACUUUAGACAGGUGCUCUCUGCAAUAGAUUACAUCCAUCGAAACUCAAUAGUGCAUAGGGAUCUUAAAAUCGAGAACAUCAUUAUUGAUCAUAACGACAACGUAAAAUUACUCGACUUUGGGCUGUCGAAUUUUUACGAUAACAAGAACUUUCUCAAAACAUUUUGUGGAAGUUUGUACUUUGCAGCACCCGAGCUGCUUCUUGGCCAUACAUACAACGGGCCUGAGGUUGAUAUUUGGAGCCUUGGAGUCAUCCUAUAUGUCAUGCUGUGUGGAAAGGUGCCUUUCGAUGACGAAAGUGUUCGAGAGCUCCAGAACAAAAUAAAAGUGGCCAGCUUUGAGUACACGGUCUCUUUAUCGAAGCAUGCCCAAGAGCUGAUAUCAAAUAUGAUCGUGCCUGAUGUAGCAAAAAGAUUUACAUUGCCUGAAAUUAUCGGUUCAAAGUGGAUAAAUACUGGAUAUUCAUCUAAGGUGGAAAGCUACGUGGGCAAAAGAUUUCCACUGGCAAAACUAAACAACGAAUAUGUCAAGGCACUUCACUCUGCACUCUCAUUUCAAUUUUCAAAUACAAGUGAGCAUCUUGAAAGCUUUUUUAAUAUCUGCAAGCAGCAAACAGAGUCUUUGGACACUGUCUACUGGACAAAAAAUCCCAUAAUAUCGAUGUACUAUCUUCUUUCAGAAAACAUAGGAGCCUAUUCAAAUGUCAAUACACGUCUGCUGAGAUUUGACAAUAGAUCUUCCAGCAUCACCGACACGCUUCACAAAUUCGUAAUGUUUGUGUUUUCAAAUAGUUCAUCCCAGAGGCCUUCCAAAUACUUCUUUGCCGGCGCAUUUCAAGAUUCAAGCCAGGAAAGUAGCUCGGCUACGCAGAAACUGAACAUAACUUUCCAAGUAUCCAUAAAAGCUACAUAA
Molecule: messenger RNA, 1368 nt
Organism: Vittaforma corneae ATCC 50505
Lineage: Eukaryota; Fungi; Microsporidia; Nosematidae
Product: CAMK/CAMKL/KIN1 protein kinase
Exons: 1
Coding region: 1-1368 (455 amino acids)
Biological process (GO): microtubule cytoskeleton organization; protein phosphorylation; intracellular signal transduction
Cellular component (GO): cytoplasm
Molecular function (GO): tau-protein kinase activity; protein serine/threonine kinase activity; ATP binding
Source: RefSeq, a predicted model, not a curated record